This is a messenger RNA of Gasterosteus aculeatus aculeatus (three-spined stickleback), 6632 nucleotides long. It is a transcript of the gene slc7a14a, whose product is annotated as solute carrier family 7 member 14a. Gene Ontology annotation, molecular function: amino acid transmembrane transporter activity. Lineage: Eukaryota; Metazoa; Chordata; Actinopteri; Perciformes; Gasterosteidae. The record is from RefSeq and is a predicted model, not a curated record. Gene Ontology annotation, biological process: amino acid transport; transmembrane transport. Gene Ontology annotation, cellular component: plasma membrane.
GAGAGAGAGAGAGAGAGAGAGAGAGUUUAGGGCGGGUGUCGCUGCUCCCACCGGACCCCAGAGCUGCAGCGGGCGACGCGUGCACGCAGGAGACAGAGGACAGGAGGAGACGGAGAGGGCGAUGGGACGUUUCACUGAAGGGUUCUCGCAGAUAACCUUCUCACUAUGUGGGGAACAGCUAAGAUGGCGUUCCACUAAACCAGGGCAGAGAUUGCAGCACAGCCAGCAAGACGACACCAGAUCUUCUUCUGAAUCUAUACUGGGAUAAAAUUACAUUAUCUUCUUCUACACUGCUCGUCGUUUUGACAAGAAAACAGCAAAAGUACAAGGGGAAUCCUCCUGUCAGUCUUCUAUUCUGGCCCUUGACCUUUAGCUCUCACUAUGACCAGUCUGGUAGGGAAGCUAGACCCCCGCAGGGUACAAUGGCGCUCGACGUGGAACACCUUCACGUCCCGCGUCCUGAGGACCAAACCUGUGGAGUCCAUGUUGGAUUCGGCCGUAUCGGGCACCAGCUCACACGGGACCAGGCUGGCGCGGGUCUUGUCUACGGUGGACCUGGUGUCGCUGGGCGUGGGCAGCUGCGUCGGGACGGGGAUGUAUGUGGUCUCGGGGCUGGUCGCCAAGGAGAUGGCCGGCCCGGGGGUCAUUGUGUCCUUCAUCAUUGCCGCUGUGGCCUCCAUACUGUCAGGAGUGUGUUAUGCAGAGUUUGGCGUGCGGGUGCCUAAGACCACGGGUUCAGCCUACACGUACAGCUACGUGACGGUGGGGGAGUGUGUGGCGUUUUUCAUCGGCUGGAACUUGAUUCUGGAGUACCUGAUCGGAACGGCGGCGGGGGCGUCGGCUCUCAGCAGCAUGGCUGACUCACUUGCCAAUCACAGCAUCAGCAACUUUAUGAUUUCACACAUUGGAACGCUCAGGGGCUUGGGUAAGGGGGAGCAGUCGUACCCGGACCUGCUGGCGCUGCUGAUUGCGCUGCUGGUGACGGUCAUCGUUGCUUUGGGAGUGAAAAACUCUGUGGGCUUCAACAACGUGCUGAACGUCAUCAACCUCAUGGUGUGGGUCUUCAUGAUGAUCGCUGGGCUGUUCUUCGUCAACGGGGAGAACUGGGACGAUGGCAGAUUCCUGCCUUUUGGCUGGUCGGGGGUGAUGCAGGGAGCAGCCACCUGCUUCUAUGCCUUCAUUGGAUUUGACAUAAUUGCGACAACAGGAGAGGAGGCCAAGAGUCCCAACACCUCCAUCCCCUACGCCAUCACUGCCUCGCUCAUCACCUGCCUCACUGCAUAUGUCUCUGUUUCUGUGAUCCUGACUCUCAUGGUGCCGUACAAUGAGAUUGACGCAGACGCCCCGCUCAUGGAGAUGUUUGCCGUGCAUGGCUGUAUGUUUGCCAAGUACAUCGUGGCGGUGGGCUCCAUAGCUGGACUCACUGUAUCCCUUCUGGGGUCCCUGUUCCCCUUGCCCAGGGUCAUCUAUGCCAUGGCGGGGGACGGCCUGCUGUUUAAGUUCCUGGCCAACGUGUCUUCCUACACAGAGACCCCGGCGGUUGCCUGUGUGGUGUCGGGCUUUCUGGCGGCCCUCCUGUCCCUCCUCGUAAGUCUCAGAGACCUCAUAGAGAUGAUGUCCAUAGGAACCCUGCUGGCCUACACCCUGGUCAGCCUGUGUGUGCUGCUCCUGCGUUACCAACCUGAGGGCGACAUCCACGGCUUCGUGAACUUCCUCUCCGAGGAGCAGAACAACAAAAGAAAAGAGGGCGUCCUGGCCGAGUGCGAGAAGGACGCCUGUUCACCAACCAGCGAAGCCGAUGAGUACGGAGGUCCGGCCACCAACACCUGCGGAGCCAAGAACCUGCCGUCGCUGGGCGACAACGAGAUGCUGAUAGGCAAACCCGAUAAAAACACUUACACCGCCGGCCACCCGAACUACGGCACGGUGGAUAUGACCACCGGCAUCGAAGCGGAGGAGUCAGAGGGCGGGGUGUCCCGGCGGUUGAAGAAGCUCAUUGGACCACGCUACUACACCUUGAGGAUCCGACUGGGCCUGCCGGGAAAGAUGGACAGGCCAACCCCAGCCACGGGGAAAACCGUCACCGUGUGUGUGCUGCUCCUCUUCAUUUCUAUCUUCGCUUUCUGCUCCUUCAUCAUUUUUGGCGCGAGCAGCAUUGGGGAGGGUCGCUGGUGGGCCUUGCUGCUCUUAAUCUUCUUCAUCAUCUUCCUUGCCUUGCUCGUCAUCAUCAUCCUCCAGCAGCCAGAGAAUCCCAAGCGGCUGCCCUACAUGGCGCCCUGUGUGCCCUUCGUACCGGCUUCAGCCAUGCUGGUCAACAUCUACCUCAUGCUUAAACUGUCUGCCAUCACAUGGAUACGAUUCUCUAUCUGGUGUUUCUUGGGUGUUCUCAUCUAUUUCGGCUAUGGCAUGUGGCACAGUACGCUGGAGAUCACGGCCAGAGAGAACGAGGUGCACGCCUCCACCUACCAGCGCUAUGAUCAAGGUGUGGACGAAGGAUUUUGCGGCUUCGACAACGACUUCGACCCACCCACCGCCGACCCCUGGGGCGCGCCGGGUGGAGGAUCGGGACCCACCAAGCCCCCUGCGGCGAAACCCGAAAGUGACGGGGCGCCAACAAAAGGUGCAGGCAGGACCGUGGCCAAUCACGGGCUGGCGGAGGAGGAUCCGAUGGAUCUCUGAAGGGACUGACUCUGUGUUAUCCUGAAUGUACUGCCUUGUCUGCUGCCUGGGGAAUGGGAGGGGAACAAUAGUGUGCGCGCAUGAGUGAUUGUGCGUGAGCGUGCCAGUGUGUGUGCAUGCUUGCAUGUAUGUGUGUGUGUGUGUUUGUGUGUACUUGUCUGUUCGUAUAACCCUUGGGCUAGAUUUUGAUCCACCUAACUGUACCGAGCUCAGCUCCCCAGCUCACACGGGACAAAACAAGGACGUCAAGGUCAAGUGUCUAGUCACCGUCACUUGUUAUUCACUCACCGGAGGCCACAUCUCCCCCAAAUAAAGACCAGAUAGAAAAGUGCGGACAUAGCAGGAGGUAAAAUUGGAUCUGGCUUGCAUUCCGUGUAAACCAUGAGACUUUGUUUCUUGAGCAAUCCAUCAACUGUUUAUCUAAGAAUUUACGGGAUAUAGGAGGGGAGGGGCGGUGAUGAGCAAAAUACAGACGAAUCAGCACCUCUCAUCCUGUUUCACCGCAGACAGAUGGGAAAGUUAGAUGACAGCAUGCCAAACCCGAGCUGUUUCCUAUGUGCACUUCUCUGCUCAUUUUCUUUUCUGCAGACAGGAAAUAUGCAGCUUUGUGCUCAAAAAGACAAGAAACCUAUUUAUAUUAAAAAAUGGCGUUCUCUUUAAAACCUAACACUCGCUUCUAAAAUCUAGCCCAAGGGAUCCAGGACUGCAUUGGGAAAGGGUUGUUGAUGUUUUAUGUCACAAAUAGUACUUGGACUUUGCUUGCAAUAGUGCCUUGAUCUACUGUAUGUGUAUGUGAGUUAUUGAUUAUGUCUAUUUUCUACUUUAAUUUGGCUUGUGUGUGUGUUUAAGGAUGUAUAUGCAAUCAAACACCCUCUUUUAAACGGAUACAUGUGUCCGUAUGUGUGUGUGUAGAUAUAAAGUGUGUUCUUCAGGUUGUUUUAUUGUGUAUUUGUAUAUAGAUUUGUUUGGUUUUUACCCCAGCAUGAAGCUCAAAAACAAUCCGCCCGCAACAAAGCCACCCACGGUUCAAGGUGACACAUGCUAGUCCCCCCAUCAGUGCACCCAAAACAGAGGAGGUAGUGGACAGAGAGUGAGAGAGAACAGGUUGGAUCUUAAUUGUCCACCUACCUGGUUUAUUGUGAUGAAAGACAUGGUUUCUGUGUGCUCGUAUCUUUUUUUCGUUUUUUUCUGACGAAAUGGUUGGGAUUUAAUAUUUUAAUUUUGCUUAGCAAACCAACUAAUUAGUUACUUGUUAAUUAUUAAUAUAUUUUUUAAAGAUAUUGGACGAGCUUAUUUCAGUUUUUGUGGUUGAACCGUCCAAAUGAAGCAUUAAUAAUACUGUGGAUGGCUGUGGCUUUCAACCUCCCUCUGCACACCAACAACUGUGUUGUUAAUAAGUUAGGGUUUAACUCAUACACUGUGUGAAAUGAAGUAUGAUCCCUCCUCUUCCAUAUACCUCCUUUUCUCCCCUCUUUUACCUCAUCUUUCUCUUUUCUUCUUCUAUCCUCUACUUCCACCGACAAUACAUCAGCUUCGAUUUCGUCUCCUCACAGAGGUUCUGCUCAGACCAGAGCCCGGUCUGGUCCAGUCACCCUCCCUGUUGCCCACAUGCCUCUUUACGCAGCUACUGUUGAAGCCCCACUCUUUACAUGUCAUCUACAGUGUUGCUGCAACCUAAGAACAUUUUGUGAAAAUCUAUCAAAUCAAUCAAUCCGGGAAGCUAAUGCUGCCGCGGGUCGGAGGGUUGAUUCUGUAGAAGAAUGUAUGCACUCAUGUCCCUAUAAGGGAUUUUGGCACACACCAAAUAAACACUGUUAUGUUAUUAUGUUUAGGGUGGGAACACUUCUACAAUAGCUGCUGCUGAAUGCCCUGAAUGCCCUGAUUGUCCUGUACCCUUCCCUCCUGCCCCCCUGCUGCUGCAUCAGUCCCUUCCUGGGAAGCCUUAUUUGUCUAAUGCACUAAAUCUAAAGACGCCACGCUAAACCCCAACCCUCCCUCCCCUCCUCCCACAUUUUUCCAACUCCGUCAUGUAGUGAUGACCCUUUGGUGUCAUUAGGUAAAAUGAUUUUGAUACCGUCCCAAAACACGGCCCAAUGUUCUGAGAAAUUGCGCUCAUAUUGGACAAUUCUGCAUCUCGCUGAUGCAGUAAGUUGCUAACUUUGUCUUUUCUGGAAACCUGGGUGAUGCAAUAAGAAAUUGUUUUACUUACGGUGUAUAUCUUACAAGCUGACUCCAGUAUUUGUAAACUCAAUAUAUUUCAAUUUGAAAACCCUUGCAAAAUAAACAUUUAUGGAAAAUAUCUCAAGAAUAAAGUACAGAUUUUUAUUUUAGUUGAAGUUUUCCUUCAAGCGUUGCAUAGUAAGCCAUCUAACAUGGAGGAAGGUAUUCCAAUGUGAAUGUAGAAUAUGUUUGGCACAAAGAAAAACAAAGCUCAGUGUUGGAGGAAUUAAUGAUAGCCAAUAGCGUAAAGGACAGUACAGUUACAGUUGCCCUGUAUGGGCGGCUUAGAAAUACAAUACAAAUAAAAAAUGUGUUGCCAUUGCAGCCUUUGCGGAAUUGUCCAAUUCCAGUGUUCUUUCUGGACCAAAACAGCACAUCCUAAACCAUUUGCACUUUCACAGAUAUCCACUUAUAUUCCAUUGUAUAGCCACACAGCCAAAAAAACCCUCACCCCAGAUCCGCCAAAACAAUCCUGCCGUUUUGCAUUUAAAGCUCAAUAACAAGGCUGCGGCUUCAGACGUUGCCACUCUGACACUGGACUGUACAGUCAACGUACUAUAUUAUAUGCUCUGUAUGCACACAAGUGCGUGUGUGUGUGUGUGUGUGUGUGUCCAUGCCUGCGCCUCAUUGUGACCGUCUGGUGAGUGUGUUGCAUGCCCUCAUGCACGAGGCCCAGACUGUAAAUGCUGUACGUGCAUGUGGCUUAGUUCUUGUACCCGGGAACGCACGUGUGAACUGGGCUCUAUUUGAGAAAGGAGCAGAACAUUCAGCAACAUCCUCCCUUGUCUUGCCUGAACCACUUCUGGUACGCGUGCCGCCUGUACAUCCCUACUCUAAGACGCGACCUCCGCCAGCCAAAGUCUACGAGUUUUGUUUACUUUCACACACAGGAGGCCGUAGUUUCUUCACGACAGAGCCGACCAUUUUUCUUGGAAGUCUUCUAACGUCGGUUCACCCCAAGGAGAUCCUUUUCUUUUCUCACAGUGGCUUUAGGCAACAGUGCAAAAAUCAUUUUUAUGAAAUCCAAGUAUUUCAUAGAAAUGAUUACUCUAGAAGUCAUUGAUUACAGCAGAUCAGUGAGUCCAGCAGUGAGAAAGUGCAACAUUGAAAAACAAAAGUAUUUUUCUAUAGCCGUUUCCCAACCACAGGUCCUCCAUAGGUGGUUAUCAAUCUUCACUUUCUGUGUUAUUGUUUAAUCACAUGGAGGCCUGGGAGAAACUGCUAAAAUAUAUUUUUAACAACUGUAGUCUCUAGAGUGAAAACACUCAUUUAUAAAACGUGAUCCUUUCCUUUGAAGGAUUUCAAAAUUGAUGCUGUAGACGUCGAAAGGGCCGUAGAAGGUUUAGCGGUAGAACACAUGCAGAAGCUAUUUUAAUACAAUUCUAGAAAAGGCUGAGCGACAAGCGUAAUCAAAUAUUGCCACUAUUGCUUUUAAGGUCAGUUACAGUUUGUUCAUUGGGGCGUGUUGUUCCUGUGCUCUGUGUGCGCUGCAGCCAAGUGUCCAGUCAGUGUGCGUCUGACUUGUUGAAGUUGGCUUCUCUCGCAAACAAAAAGAUAUUCCUUUUUCUCUUCUGUAUAUUUUGGCACAAAGCUGUAUAUCGUAGUUGUUUUUUUAUGUUGAUUUUGUAACGGUUCCUUAUGUGUGUGGUUAUUUUGCUCCUGUGCACCGUUUCUUGCUAAGUUUGUUGAUAUUGUUUCCAUGCAACAAUGAAAGCUAUUUAUUGCAAAUACAA